Molecule: messenger RNA, 1206 nt
Organism: Alternaria viburni
Lineage: Eukaryota; Fungi; Ascomycota; Dothideomycetes; Pleosporales; Pleosporaceae
Exons: 2
Coding region: 1-1206 (401 amino acids)
Molecular function (GO): protein binding
Source: RefSeq, a predicted model, not a curated record
AUGGCUACAGAAGAACGAUGGUCACAGCUAUUCGAUAUGAUUAGACGCAAAAGAACAGCAGAAUUUGAAGCACUGCUCGAGAAUCGUGACUUCGAUCUCAAUCUUCAGAAUAAUGAAGGCGUCUCUCUAAUACACGAGGCUGUACGCUGUCGCUCCGAAGCGAUUGUGAAGAUGUUGUCGGAGAAGGAGGAUGUCAAUGUCAAUAUCCGCAACAAGAAAGGUCGGACUCCACUAUGGGAGGCCGCUUUCUUGGGCUUCAAGGCUGCCGUCGAGAUACUACUGAACAACGUUAGAGUGGACCCAGAGGCAAGAGAUGAAAACGAUCAAACACCGCUGUCUGCUGCCGCAAUGCAGCGAGGUGGCAAUUUAAGAUCCGCUGCCGCGACGGCGCAGGAGAACGUUGUGGAAGCGCUGCUUGCCAGUGGAAGGGUCGAUCCUGACGCGCAAGAUGCACGUGGUCUUACACCUUUAGCUUGGGCUUCGCGAGCCGAAAAGUCGGUCAGGGUUGCCGAGAUACUACUCAGCACUGGCAGGGUGGAUGCGAAUUCAAAAGAUGAGCUCGGUAUAACACCGCUAAUGUGGACUGCACCAUUCCACAACGACAAAGUAAAGGAACUGCUGCUCAACAGUGGUGGGCUUGACGAAGGCCUGAAACCCAACACCGGCUCUACCAAAAUCAUCAAGAAGACUAUAAACUCUCGGUAUAUUACUCAUUGGAUGACGUCCUGUGACGAUCACCACGGAGAAAAAUGUAAGCCAGCACCACUUGAGGACAGAUCGCCUCAACAAUUGCCACAUUGGGUUAUCGACAUUAGUCGGGCGUGUUUGGUAGCUGGUAAUACCGUAUCCCGGUACGUUGCCUUGAGCUACGUAUGGUCACAAGGCUUAUACAACGACUUCAAUGACAAGCGUCCACCUGACUCUAUUUUACUAAAGAAGCUCAACUUAUCGGACUUCCGAAAACCUGGAUAUCUAAAAGAAGUGUCGGUGCAACUCCCCACCGCUGUCAAAGACGCCAUAGCGCUGGUUCGCAAGCUUGGGGGGACUUACCUGUGGGUCGACUGUUUAUGCAUCGUCCAGGACGAUGAAAAGACACGUGAGCAGGUCAAUCACAUGGGUGAUAUAUACUCUGGUGCGUAUCUCACUAUCAUAGCGGCAACUCCCAUGGUCCCUAUUACAAUGGAUGUGGACUGGACGAAAAGGUAG